Molecule: messenger RNA, 724 nt
Organism: Prunus dulcis (almond)
Lineage: Eukaryota; Viridiplantae; Streptophyta; Magnoliopsida; Rosales; Rosaceae
Product: succinate dehydrogenase subunit 6, mitochondrial-like
Exons: 2
Coding region: 152-427 (91 amino acids)
Source: RefSeq, a predicted model, not a curated record
AACCUUUUUUUGUUGUAUUGUACUGUUGUCCAGUAAGCCAGAUCUUGUGCCCACAACUUGAAAAUAUGUCUGCUAAUAUAAUAUCUGGCUCUUUUCAUGGUGUAUAUUGUACCCCUAAGAUGGUAUUUUCACUUUAACAAGCUUAAUUGACAUGCUUUCCCUUUUUCAGCUGAAGACUGCUAGGGAAGCAGUGAACUUUGGUCUUACAGGAAGUGUUAUUGGAGCAGUAUCAACUGCUGGCGUUGCGUGGAAAUAUUCAAGGAGUUUGCAUGGUGCUGGACUAUCCUUUCUAGCUGGAGGUGUUUUUGGUUGGACAUUUGGACACGAAAUUGCAAACCACUGGCUGCAACUUUACAGGUUGGACACAUUGGCUGCACAAACUAAGUUCCUGGAGUGGUGGGAAGACAAGAAUGAGAGACGGUCUUAAACUUGGGUUGCUCUUGGAAGCAAUAUAAUAACCGAUGCUCCAGUUCUACAAUAAGAAUCAAACACAGUUGUGUUGAAAAAUGUAAUGAUGAAAGAUUGUACUUUACCUUUAUGCUAGAUUGUUUUAAUUUGGGCUUUAGGAAUUAUCUGCUACCUUCUCAGAAUCAAUCUGAUGAAAUUGCGGUGUUGUGAUCUUUUUAGAGCUGCUAUUUCGUUUAACAGUUUGAACUUUGUGAAUCGUGAUGAAUUUUUAUGGGGGCUGAAAAUAAUGCUGCAUUUGGUGAUGAUUUAGAUGUUA